AUGUUUUGGCGCAAGGAGAAAGAAGAGGAACAAGCAGUAUCCUCGGAGUUUCCCACCGAUGCAACACCACCUAUCGACCAGAAACCCUUCUGGCAAGUUAUCUGGCCCGUCCUUGCUUGCGGUGCUGGUCUCUUUUCCGACGGCUACGUCAAUAAUGUCAUCGGCUCCGUAAACACGGUGCUAGAACGUGAAUACGGAGACGUCUACAGUAACUCCAAUGCCGCUAGCGUCGUACCGGCUAUCGCGUUCGCGGGAACGGUGGUCGGUCAAUUAUUCUUUGGGUACCUGUCCGACAAAUGGUCGCGCAAAGACUCUCUCCUUAUAUCGACCAUCAUCUUGAUUAUAUUUACGGCUCUCGCUGCUGGUUCUUACUACCGUGGCGAUCCCGUGGGUAUGUUCAAUAUUUUAACCGCAUGGCGGUUCUUUGUUGGUAUUGGUAUUGGAGGCGAGUAUCCAGCCGGCAGCGUAAGUUGCGCCGAAUCUAGUGGCGAGCUGAAGGGCGGCACUCGGAAUACCUGGUUUAUCUUGUUCACAAACUCGAUGAUAGACUGGGGUUUCGUCUUCGGGGCAUUUGUGCCAUACGUCGUUGCCGCUGCAGCCCACAACAUUUACUACAGCACAAUAUGGCGGACAAGCUUGGGAAUCGGCGUAGCUUUCCCAUUGGUUCUCUUCGCCCUACGUCUUAGACUUAAAGAACCCGAGGAAUUCUCAAGGAACUCAAUGAAGCAUGUCAAAACUCCGUACCUUCUAGUAAUAAGAUAUUACGGGUUUCGGUUGCUCAUCGUUAGUUUGAUCUGGUUCAUAUACGAUUUCUCUGCCUACUCAUUCUCGAUUUAUUCGAGCGCCAUUCUCUCUAAUAUAUAUGGAGAUACUGGUGUCCUAACCACUAUUUUCGGAUGGAACACGGUUAUCAAUUUGUUCUACAUUCCGGGAACUAUGCUCGGAGCACCAAUUAGCGACCGUCUAGGCCCUCGCUACACCCUUAUUUUAGGCCAGGUUCUACAGGCCAUUGUGGGAUUUAUUAUGGCUGGUUGCUACAGCAGGCUAUCCCACCCUUCUGUAGUUGGUGCCUUUGCAGUAGUAUAUGGCAUCUUCUUGUCUUUUGGCGAGCUAGGACCAGGAAACAAUAUUGGUCUACUAGCUGCUAAAACCUGCGCCACGGGUGUGAGAGGGCAAUAUUACGGUAUUGCUGCUGCCCUUGGAAAGAUCGGGGCUUUCGUAGGUACAUAUGUGUUUAAGUAUAUAAACUCACCAGACGGCGACAAAACCAAAUCGGCACAGUACAAAUUCUACGUCAGCUCUAGCUUGUGUAUCUUUGCAGCUGCGCUUGCACUCUUGCUCCCUAACAUUGACCAGGACACCAUUACCAAAGAAGACACGAAGUUUAGGGAGUACCUCGAGAGCAAGGGCUGGGAUACAAGACAACUUGGCUUGAAGAAAGGGGAAAGCAUCGAAUCACUACCGGUAGAAGCUGAGGAUAAUACCAUGGACGUGGCUAAGGCUGAGUGA
Daldinia childiae is the source of this 1509-nucleotide messenger RNA. RefSeq lists its product as uncharacterized. The transcript is spliced from 6 exons. Gene Ontology annotation, biological process: transmembrane transport; carboxylic acid transport. The record is from RefSeq and is a predicted model, not a curated record. Gene Ontology annotation, molecular function: carboxylic acid transmembrane transporter activity. NCBI's taxonomy places the organism in Eukaryota, Fungi, Ascomycota, Sordariomycetes, Xylariales, Hypoxylaceae. Gene Ontology annotation, cellular component: plasma membrane. The coding region runs from base 1 to 1509 and encodes 502 amino acids.